CUUUCCGGGAAGUUCCUGACCCGUCGCCGCCACCUGCCUUCUCCCCUCUGUAUCCUAAACCCAACCCCGGCUUGGUCUGGGAUGGAGCUGCCCGCAGUGAACCUCAAGGCGAUUGUUUUGGUGCACUGGCUACUGACAACUUGGGGCUGUUUGACAUUCUCAGACUCCUAUGCCUUUGCUAAUUUCACCGUCCUGGCCCUGGGGGUGUGGGCCAUUGCUCAGCCAGAUUCCCUGGAUGCCAUAAUUAUGUUUCUAGUUGGUCUGGCCAUUACCAUCCUCCUGGAUAUCAUCUACAUCAGCAUCUUCUACCCACGUGGACACACACUAUCCGACACAGAGCACUUCGGUACCGGCAUGGCCAUCUUCAGCCUCCUUCUGAAGCCCCUGUCCUGCCUCUUUGCCUACCACAUGUACCGAGAACGAGGGGGCGAGUUCAUCCUCAAUGUAGGUUCCUUUGGCCCCUUGCAGGAACGGAGCACAUACCAGACCAUUGACCCCCAGGAGGACCCUGCCUUGGCACACCCCUAUGCAGACCUGGAAAGCAAGCCAGCAGCUCGGCCCUUCUGAACUCCCUUCCCACUUGAUGUCCCCAGAAACCUAGAUCUCAUCCUUCUCCUUCUCAUCUAAUGCUGGGCAUUCAUUCACUGACCUUGGGGACACUUAAUCCAUUCACUUCACCGUUUCCUGUCAGAGCUUAUGAGCUCCAGCCAGGAGAGUACUGGAUAAUGGCUCCUCAUCUCUGCUUCCUCAGGCCAAUGGGCAGAGGAUUGAGUGAUAUUCUCUCUCCUUUGCUUGAGCUUCACUGAAGUGUCUCGGUCCCAUACUCCUCAUGGUCUGACUCACUUGAGGGACUCCCCGCACCUUAAUGCACUUUUGACAGGUUGAGUCUGUCCCCACCUCCAGGGCCACAUGACCAAGUGCCUUGGCUGUGCCAGGGCCUCUGUAGCCCCAAAUGUGGCUGGUGAGAGUAGCUGUCCUCCCCGUGCCCCUGGUGGAGGGGCAGCAUCUCCAUAGAGGCUAGGGAUGGGGCAGCCUUGAGGGAAGCCCUUUCUGCCGCUGCUGCUGCCUCAGCCAGGUUUAUGACUCCUCAGGGGAAGCAGCUCCUCCCUAGACCCCCAGAUGGAGUCUCUGAACCACUGCCAUUGCCUUCGUUACCUCUGCCGAGUUAUGGCAUUAAAGUUUGAGGGAUAUGAUACCUGG
Molecule: messenger RNA, 1200 nt
Organism: Gracilinanus agilis (Agile Gracile Mouse Opossum)
Lineage: Eukaryota; Metazoa; Chordata; Mammalia; Didelphimorphia; Didelphidae
Gene: AGTRAP
Product: angiotensin II receptor associated protein
Exons: 5
Coding region: 82-567 (161 amino acids)
Biological process (GO): angiotensin-activated signaling pathway; regulation of blood pressure
Cellular component (GO): plasma membrane
Source: RefSeq, a predicted model, not a curated record